UUCGAACAAAAAUGUGUAGUCUGAUGUGCCGUUGUCCGUAAAUUCAAAGUUGUAAUUUUUUUCCAUCCUCUAAGAUUUUUUCUAUCUCUGUUUUUAUAGAUUGUGCGUGCUAUUUUUCCAUUCUCUUAAGAUGCUAUGCUUAGACUUUUUCCAUCCUCUAAAGUGCUAUGCCAAUAUCAAGAGUGUAUGAUCUAGGGCCAAUAUUUUGAGAAAUAGUAACGAACAGUACAAUAAUAAUGUCGCGACAGGAGAAAAAGUGGAAUAAACCUGGCCACAGUAGCUGGGGAAAAAUGCAGAGCUCUCGCGCACACCCGCCCGGUUUAAAAGGCAAGCAAAUCGGGCUUUAUUUCAGAGACCAAAAACGCAGAUCGAAGCUCUCCAAAGAACAUAGUAAUGUAAAACCGAGAAAGCAAUUCAUGAUAAAUUUCCAACUACCUCCAGCAGUAGAAAACAAACUUCGUAUGAACCUACAGACAAUUGCGAUAAUAGCAGAACGCCUCAACAUUCCUUUAGUCAAGUGUGAAGGUUUACCGUUAACACAAAAUCAAUUUGCAUCUGAUGUAGAAUUUAUAAACUUUGAAAAGGAUGAUAUUAAUCAAGACAAGUCCUUGGAUAAUGUGUUCAAAAAGCCAAAACCUGUAGUGUAUAAACAAGAAAAAAUUGAAGGUCAAGAAUUGCCCGGGACUUCAUCUGCAGCUAAUUUUAUUCCCAUUGAUGACGCCGCCCAGAGUGAAUACGUACUUGACAAAAGACUACUAUCUCUUAGAGGUGGUGGUGACUAUAAAUAUGGUUAUGAAGAUAUAAUAACAGGAACCUUUGAUGAAAAACUUGAUGAAUCUCUGGCUAAGGGUAUCAGUAUUAAUAUGUGCACAGAAGACAUUCUAGAAUUGAAUGCUCGUUUUUGUGGUGAAUAUCAAGAUAUGCUAAUAAGAAAAAAGUAUAAAGAAAUGAAAGAAUUUCGAGAUAGAUUACCUACUUAUAAAAAGUCACAAGAAUUGCUUGAUGUCAUAAAUAAUAAUCAAGUUGUUGUUAUUAGUGGAGAAACUGGUUGUGGGAAAUCUACUCAGGUGCCACAAAUAAUUUUAGAUGAUGCAAUUUGUAAGGGCAAAGGCGCAAAUGUAAAGAUCCUAGUCACACAGCCUCGACGUAUUGCCGCCUCGUCUCUCGCUGCUAGGGUGGCCGAGGAAAGGGCUGAACCUAUGGGCAGCUCUGUUGGGUAUGCUGUUAGGUUGGAGAAAGUAGACGCUCGAAGUCGGGGCAGCAUAAUGUUUGUGACAACAGGGAUUCUGCUGGCUGAGCUUGAAGUAAACCAAGGUCUGGUUAACAACAGUCAUGUGAUACUUGAUGAGGUGCACGAGCGGGACUGCGAUAUGGACCUUUCCAUGUGUUUGUUGAAGAUUGUGCUCAAAAAGCGAAAAGAUUUUAAAGUCAUAUUAAUGAGCGCGACAAUAGAUGCUGAAAAAAUAUCAGAAUAUUUUGAUAACUGCCCAAUGAUUCACAUUGAGGGUCUGGCGUACCCAGUCGAAGAUAUUUAUUUGGAAGACAUUUUGGAAGCAACAAAGUUUCAACUUACUGACGUGAAGAGCAAAGUGUUUAACAGACCUCAGCCAAAAUGGAUGAAACAUGCAGGGAGAAACGCGAAAAGUCGUGAUGCUAAAGAAAUUGAGAAGCAAGUGCAGUACAGGGCAGAAAUAAGUCCCUGGUUAGAAUCUAUAAAGAAAAAUAUAAGUCGUGAAGUCUACAACACAUUAGCUGAUCCUCGAAUCGAAGAGCUAGACAAGGGUCUAGUUGUUGCACUUUUAAAACACAUUGUAUACCAAAAGCCUCCAGGUGCAAUUUUGGUAUUUCUACCCGGAAUAGGAGACAUAACCAAAGUUAUGAAGUUAAUGGACGAUACCAAUGAGUUUCCUAAGAGCCUUUGUGAAAUAUACCCACUGCAUUCGAAGUUAGCUUCGUUGGACCAACGCAAGAUCUUUGAAAGGCCUCCGCCUCACAUGCGGAAGAUUAUAAUUGCGACUAAUAUCGCUGAGACUUCGAUCACUAUUGAUGACAUUGUGUAUGUUAUUGAUUGUGGGAAAGUGAAGAUGAAGGGCUUGAAUGUUGAGGACAAUAUGACUACCCUUAAAACUGAAUGGGUUUCUCAGGCCAAUUUAAGACAAAGACGCGGGCGCGCCGGUCGUUGCCAACCAGGUGUCUGCUAUCACCUCAUUACCACAUAUCGUGCCUCUACUCUGGCCGAACGUAUACUGCCCGAGUUGCAACGAAGUGACCUUUUGGAACCAGUGUUGUGUACUAAGAGAUUGAGAUUGGGUAAAGCUGGCAUUGCGCUGAAUAUGGUGCCAUCGCCGCCUGCGCAAUCCACUAUUGAAUGGGCUGUGCGACAUUUGCAACAAUGCGGAGCACUCGACGAUGAUGAGAAACUAACACCUCUGGGAUGGCAUUUGGCAAGAUUGCCAGUGCACCCGGCUGCAGGAAAACUUUUAUUACUGGGAACUCUGUUCGGCUGUCUAGAUCGCGCUGCCAGUGUCGCAGCCGUAUGGGGAUUUAAAGAUCCAUUUCAAUUGGUCAUUGGAAAAGAAAGAGAAGUCGAUGCAGUUCGAAUACGUCUAUCUCAAGGGGAACCAAGCGAUCACGUCGCUAUCUCUGAAGCGAUUAUCCAAUGGGAAAAAGCGUCACCACACAGAAGAUACUCAUUCGCAUUUGAACACUUUCUGUCGCACAGUACAGUAGAGCUGUUAUCCGAAAUGAAAUCGCAACUGGGUGACAGUUUAAGACAAAUGGGGUGGUUGGCAUCAGGGGAUGUUAAAUCCGGAUGGGAGAACCGUAACGCGGACAAUCUCAGCUUGUUCAAAGCUAUUGUUGCUGCGUCUCUGUACCCCAAUGUGGUUUCUGUGAAAUGGCAUAAUAGACGGAAACGGCCAGGGGCAGUCCGCGUUGUGACUGCAGAAAAAAGUCAUGUAUUCGUUCAUCCCAGCAGCGUUAUUGCUGGUAGCGCUCGAAUCAACCAGCCAAUGAGGGUGACUGGAGGCAACUGGAUGGUCUAUUGGCUAAAACAGAAGACCAGUGAAGUGUAUUUGUUCGAAGUCAGCAUUAUCUACACUUUGCCUCUGCUAUUUUUUGGCGAAUUGAAAGUUUGUCCGGAAUCCGAAGAUUUUGUACCUGUGCUUAAAACACUGGACGAUGAAGUUAACUUUUCAAUAUCAACAGCGAAAGUGCGGUGUCAGAGACAAACAGCACAAUUAUUGUUUGAACUGCGCUCGUUACUGGACCAAGUAUUAGCUUCCAAGGUCAUGAGCAAGUCUGAUCAUGCGACACCACGUAGUGACUUUGAACAGUGCGUUUUGAAUUCUGUGGCCGACCUAAUAACGGCGGAAGACGAAGGCGCGGAAUACCUGGACGAUGUUUCCGAUUCCGACCAAUCUGUGUCUAGUGUUCAAUAUUAGAACAUACAUGAUAAUAUUUUCUCAACUUUUAUUCAAUUGACUGUUUGUAAGAAGUGUAUAAAGUAAAGCCUGACGAUUUAUUGUAAUUAAUAUAUUACUUGGGCAUUACGUACACAUACUUGUGUAUAAUCAAUACUUCGCUCUUUAUCAGAGAAUAACCGUUAAUACAGCUUCGUUUUACUGGAAUUUAUAAAUAUGUUUUAUUCUCCGCUUACUUGUACACUUUAGAAACUAACAGAAAUAGUUUUCUUAAACACUUUAACGGGUCAUUAAUUAGAAGAAAUAUUAGUUUAAAUUGUACAAUUUAAAGUUUGACAGAUAGUUCAUAGAAAAAGUGGUUUAAACAGCAACACUGCUCUGAUUCGCCUUACGCAGUUGCCUGCUGUUCUGUAAGAACAAGAAGCCAAUUCCUAAACGUUCGACUAUGUUACUAUAAGUAAGAACAUAGGGAGUGAUCGUGUAAAUUGACUGACAAUUAAAUAAUGAAUCUUUUAAGAAAUAUUUAGGGUAUAUAAAUAAAAAAUAAGUCGUUUUUUUGUUCUUUUUCUGAUAGGCAUUUACACACAUAUAAAUAAAGUCAAAUAUUAAUAUGUACUCUUGAAGUAAAAAGUUCGUAAAUAAUUCAUAUUUAUGUAUAACGAGGUAGCAACUGCCCGUAAUAGUUUACCAAAGACGAAAAAGGCCAGCAGUAUUUUUAUAGUUAUAACUUUGUAUAUAGCUACACUCUUUCGCGCGUUGAUAUAAUAUUCAAUAAAAUGUCUAAUUUCUCCGCCUGCUUUAGACUACAUAGCAAUCAACUCGCCCUCGAUUUAAUUAAGAAUUUUGUGAUUUUACAUUGUUUGUAUGUAAAACAUUAUUUUAAUGGUCGUCUUUUACUUUUAUUUCAUUAAAUCAAAGCAAUAAAAUGUUAAUAUCCAGAAACGAAACAAUCCGUGAACCCUCAUUCUGUUUAAAUAGAAAUUAAGUUGAUGGGAUUUGUAAAUCAGUCUCAAAAUUCAAUGUCAUAAUCAUCAAUCAGUAUGAUCU
Hyposmocoma kahamanoa is the source of this 4469-nucleotide messenger RNA. It is a transcript of the gene Rhau, whose product is annotated as ATP-dependent RNA helicase DHX36-like. Gene Ontology annotation, cellular component: intracellular anatomical structure; nucleus; cytoplasm. Gene Ontology annotation, molecular function: DNA helicase activity; ATP binding; G-quadruplex RNA binding. The record is from RefSeq and is a predicted model, not a curated record. The transcript is spliced from 12 exons. Bases 237 to 3443 code for a protein of 1068 amino acids. NCBI's taxonomy places the organism in Eukaryota, Metazoa, Arthropoda, Insecta, Lepidoptera, Cosmopterigidae.